Molecule: messenger RNA, 438 nt
Organism: Gongylonema pulchrum
Lineage: Eukaryota; Metazoa; Nematoda; Chromadorea; Rhabditida; Gongylonematidae
Source: the annotation of a GenBank genome assembly
UUUCAGGCACUGCAACGUUUAGGCGAAGUUGUGGCAAUGACUGGCGAUGGUGUCAACGAUGCGGUUGCGCUAAAGAAGGCCGAUAUUGGCAUUGCAAUGGGUGCAACAGGCACUGAUGUUUGCAAGGAAGCAGCAGAUAUGAUACUCACAGACGACGAUUUCCAUACAAUUCGAGCGGCAAUUGAAGAAGGCAAAGGCAUAUAUCAUAACAUCACUAAUUUUGUACGUUUUCAGUUGAGCACGAGCGUAGCAGCUUUGUCAUUGAUUGCAAUCUCGACGUUAUUCGAGUUUGAAAAUCCAUUAAAUGCGAUGCAAAUUCUCUGGAUUAACAUAAUCAUGGAUGGUCCACCGGCGCAAAGCCUUGGCGUGGAACCUGUUGACAGGGUAUGUUUUCUGAAAUUUCCCAUAUCGUUAACAGUUCAAAACUCGUAUUGUUGA